This is a messenger RNA of Lycium barbarum (goji berry), 847 nucleotides long. Its product is annotated as probable calcium-binding protein CML35. The transcript has 2 exons. Gene Ontology annotation, molecular function: calcium ion binding. Bases 123 to 656 code for a protein of 177 amino acids. The record is from RefSeq and is a predicted model, not a curated record. NCBI's taxonomy places the organism in Eukaryota, Viridiplantae, Streptophyta, Magnoliopsida, Solanales, Solanaceae.
UUUAAUCUCCUCUCCUUCCUCUCUUCUUCUUCAUCAAUAUUCUCCUCUCAUUUCUCUUUCUAUUAUUAUUAUUAUUAUUAUUAUUAUUACUCUCUAAUAAAUUCAUCACAAUUAUUUCCACCAUGAAGCUCAUCAAAAACAUCCCCAAUAAAAUUAAGCUCUUCAAAUCCAAAAAAACCCGAUCCAUUUCAAGAUCCGAAAACCCAUCAUUCGGAUCAUCCAUAACAACAUCCUCUUCAUCUUCCAACAUCUUAUCCACACCAACCAGCGUGUUACCCACUACUCAAUAUCAGAUACAAGCCUUUGAUAACGACGGGAAGAUACGGAAGGAAGAAUUAGAGGCAAUUUUGACCCGAGUUGGAUCCGAGCCACCAAGUGAAGAAGAAGUUAUAUUAUUACUUAAUGAAGUAGAUUUAAAUGGAGAUGCAUUUGGUUCGCCAUUAUGUGACGGUGAUUUAAGAGAUGCGUUUGAUUUCUUUGACGUUGAUCAUGAUGGAAAGAUAACGGCUGAAGAGUUGUUUAAUGUGUUUACAAUGAUUGGUGAUUCACGGUGUACGUUAGAGGAUUGUAAGCGUAUGAUAAGAGGUGUUGAUAAAAAUGGAGAUGGAUUCGUAUGUUUUGAGGACUUUAGUCUUAUGAUGGAACAUCAGAGAUGAUUAAUUCAUCAUAUUGCUAAAAAUAUAUUAAGUCUUUUUUUUGUGAUUAUUGGAGAAUUUGGAUUUAUUAGGAAGUGUGAUUAUGCCAGUAUUAUUGUGUAUUAAAAUGUAUGGGCACAAAUGCCUUGUUCUUUUACCCAUGAAAUGAAAUGGGAUUGGAAUAAUAUAUAUACACAUUCAGAUUCUAGUUC